UUAUGGAGGAAAUUAGUGAUGGCACUAUUCAUUGGUUUUGGGUUCCUUUUACAGCAUUCGAGAUGCACAUUCUCAGGGCUGUUUUUCUUAUGGGGAAAUUAUCCAUGCUUUCAUUUGGUUCUUGCUUAUGUGAAGUGAAUCUUCUUACUUGCUUUUUAUGUCCACUGUAUAGAGUUCUGCUGUUUUAGCGAUCAGUCUGCCUCACAUUUUGCGCCCCUCAUAACUUCUGAAAAGUCAUUGAAUUAGCGAAAGGGAAGGAGGGGUUAUCAUGGGUAUCUCAUCCAAGUGGUUUAAAUCGUUGGUCGGCAUAAGGAAGCAAGAAAAAGGGCAGAAUGCAGAAAAGCAAGAAAAGGGACAAAAUGCUGAGAGCAGUGAAAUUAGGAGCUCUUCUGAUCAAUCACUGCACAAACGGAAACAUUCUUUGGAUCCUGAAGGUGCACUUGCAGUGGAAGAAAUUGCAGUACAAAGUGAAGCAUUGACUGAUGACAGCAACACACAAACAAUUUCAAAUUCGAUUUGUUCAGACAGUACAUUACUUGAAGUACGUGUUUCUCAGACUGACAUUGGUAGCAAAGAGGAUUUGGCAGCAACAGUUAUCCAGUCUACGUUUCGAGCAUUCUUGGCUAGACGUGCUUUACGAGCUUUGAAAGGAAUAGUUUUACUUCAAGCCCUUAUCAGGGGUCAUGCUGUAAGAAAGCAGACAUCAGAAACACUUCAGUGUAUGCAAGCACUGGUAAGAGCCCAAGCUCGUAUCCGAGCAAGACAAGUUCACGUUGGUUUAGAAAAUCAAGUGGCACGGAAAAAGAUUCCUGAACAAGAUGAUCAUGAGAACCAUGUCCGAGAAGUUGAGGGAGGCUGGUGUGGUAGUAUCGGUUCCAUGGAGGAAAUGCAAGCUAAAGUAUUGAAAAGACAAGAAGCUGCUGUCAAGCGUGAGAGGGCAAUGGCGUAUGCUUUGACUCAUCAGCGGCAAGCUGGUUCCAAGCAACAUAAAUCUACAAGUCUGCAAGGCCUCGAACUUGAUGACAACCACUGGGGGUCAAACUGGUUAGACAGGUGGAUGGCUGUACGUCCAUGGGAGAACAGGUUACUUGAGAAUAAUGCUAAAGAGAGUAUACCAAUGCAUGAAGAUAAGCAGGAUGAGGAAACAAAGUCUCAGACCACACCAAAGGGGAAAGCGGCAAUUUCAAAUACUCCUUGUGGCCUGAGCAAGAAGAAAGGUGUAAACCACAAAAAGUCAUAUUCCGAUGUAAGUUGUGCUUCAUUUGUGCGACCAAAAAGUGUACUACCGUCCACCUCUUUGGGAUCAUCCAAACAAAAGGCAAAAAUUUCGGAUAAAGUUUUUGAGGAAGUCAGCUCCCAGCCAACAGAUCUAGCUUCUAAGGCUGUGCGCAAUCAGAAAAAUAGGCUUGUGCAAACUAAUACACCAGCCAAGAAGCGGCUAUCCCUACUAAAUAAUGUUGGUGGGGAAGCAGGAAAGGGACCAACCCGCAGAAAUUCAAUGAACCGGCCUGCUAGUGCUCAGUCUGAUCCGAAAGCACGGGCAGACGCUCCUAACCAAGCUGGGAAGCAAGCUGAGUUAAAGGCCUGAUAACACAUUCCUGUUCCAGUCCGACGUGGGUAAGUUGUUCUUGGUGUGUUUCUCCAACUGUGCAUGCUACAUCUGUGUACAUAGCAUUUUCAAACAGCAUCCUGCAUCUAGGUUGGUGCUGUGUUUCAUAUUCCUGUUGUGCAAUGUUGCUGGUGUCUUACUGCUGAAAGAAGGACCUGUUGUGCCUGAGGACUGUAGUCUUGUGCAGUGUGCACCCUUCUUUUCUCUCUGAUUACAAAAAUAUGCGCGCCUUUUUUAUUGUU
Molecule: messenger RNA, 1851 nt
Organism: Phragmites australis (common reed)
Lineage: Eukaryota; Viridiplantae; Streptophyta; Magnoliopsida; Poales; Poaceae
Product: protein IQ-DOMAIN 5-like
Exons: 7
Coding region: 269-1588 (439 amino acids)
Molecular function (GO): protein binding
Source: RefSeq, a predicted model, not a curated record